This is a messenger RNA of Anas platyrhynchos (mallard), 6220 nucleotides long. It is a transcript of the gene RBMS3, whose product is annotated as RNA binding motif single stranded interacting protein 3. Gene Ontology annotation, molecular function: RNA binding. Gene Ontology annotation, cellular component: ribonucleoprotein complex. Lineage: Eukaryota; Metazoa; Chordata; Aves; Anseriformes; Anatidae. The record is from RefSeq and is a predicted model, not a curated record.
GAGAAUGGUUUUGCAGGAGGGAGCUGGGAUGGUAGAAUGGCUAGAUGGAAGAUUUACGAAGCUUGGGGGCUUGCUGGAAGCUUUGGGGAAGUGGAGAGGUGCUUGGUUUAGGUCUUUUGAAUGAUGUUGUUAAGGAGCUGUACAAAGCUAGAGUGCAGGUUUAUGAGUAGAAAGUCUUUAAAUAUUCUGUGUAUGUCUUCCCUAUUCCUUGAAAGGGAGAGUGAUGAGAGAGGUGACUUCUCCUGAAGAAAGGGAAGAGCCUUAAGGUGCUAAGUGCAGCCCAGGUUUUCCCUGGUAAAAUAUCUUACAAAAAAACCUGUGCCUUGAGGUCUCCUUUGUGUUGUGAGCUGCAUGCAGAAAUUGCUCAUCUGGUAGAGCUUGUGCUGUAGCUGCUGAUUGUGGCUGCUGGGCAUAAAUGGCCAAACUCCUCCAGAGAACUACAGCCAACAAGACUUCAGGUGCUCCUUCCUACAGCAGAUGGUCCAGCUCACAGCCCCAUCAGUCCAGCUCCACAGUGAGAACGUACCAAAACAGUAAAUCGAGAGUGACCAUGAGCCCUGGCUUUAGCUCCCAGUGGAAUAGCAGCCAACCUGCUUGGAAUACAUACACCUUCCCAAGAGCAAGCUUGCACUACCAGUCCCAUGCUAGCUACACCUACUGUGCUGGACAUCCUGCUCAGUCCUAUGCACCAGCUCCCCACCCCAUGGCUCCUCCCAGCCCCAGCACAAACAGCAGCAACAACAGCAGCAACAACAGCAGCGGAGAGCAGUUGAGUAAAACCAACCUGUACAUUCGAGGCCUUCCACCCGGCACCACUGACCAGGACCUUAUCAAGCUGUGCCAGCCGUAUGGGAAAAUUGUAUCCACAAAGGCAAUUCUUGACAAAAACACAAAUCAGUGCAAAGGUUACGGUUUUGUAGAUUUUGACAGUCCGGCAGCAGCACAGAAAGCAGUAGCAUCUCUCAAAGCAAAUGGCGUGCAGGCGCAGAUGGCAAAGCAACAAGAGCAAGAUCCCACAAAUCUAUACAUCUCAAAUUUACCCGUUUCCAUGGAUGAACAGGAACUGGAGAAUAUGCUGAAACCUUUUGGACAUGUCAUUUCCACCAGAAUAUUAAGAGAUGCUAACGGAGUCAGCAGAGGAGUCGGCUUUGCCAGAAUGGAGUCUACAGAAAAAUGUGAAGUAGUAAUUCAACAUUUUAAUGGCAAAUAUCUGAAAACCCCACCUGGUCUACCAGCCCCCACUGAGCCUUUGCUGUGCAAAUUUGCUGAUGGAGGGCAAAAGAAGCGCCAGAAUCAAAGCAAAUACACACAGAAUGGAAGGCCGUGGCCCAGAGAAGGAGAGGCUGGCAUGGCUUUGACUUACGAUCCAACAGCUGCUAUACAGAAUGGAUUUUAUUCCUCACCGUACAGUAUUCCAACAAACCGCAUGAUUCCACAGACAUCAAUCACACCAUUCAUUGCUGCUUCCCCUGUCUCUACAUAUCAGGUCCAGAGUACUUCAUGGAUGCCUCAUCCGCCAUAUGUUAUGCAACCAACAGGUGCUGUGAUAACACCAACAAUGGACCACACUAUGUCAAUGCAGCCAGCAAGCAUGAUGGGCCCUCUGACCCAACAGAUGAACCACCUUUCCUUGGGCACAACAGGAACGUACAUGACUGCUGCUGCACCUAUGCAAGGGACCUACAUUCCCCAGUACACUCCUGUGCCUCCAACAGCUGUCCCUAUUGAAGGUGUUGUUGCUGAUACUUCUCCACAGACAGUAGCAUCAUCAUCACAGGAAGCCAGUGGUCAACAGCAACAGAUGACAGUGGAAACAUCCAGUGAACAUGCACCUGCAUAUUCUUACCAACAGUCUAAACAAUAAACAGGACUGAAGAAUGUCGGUCUGAAAUCUUUGCCUUGAAUGGAGAAACUUCACUGAACAAGAAGUUGGCUUCCAGUUUGCACAGGCGUCAAAUGAAUGCUUUUUUUUUCUACCUUUCCCAACGAAAACAAAACAGUGUUUUUAUGUGCUGUGCAAAUGGUUCCGUCAUGUAGUCUGACAAUUUUAUUUUUGCUAUUUUUUUUUUCUUAACUAAAGAAAAAACCCAGAGGAGAAAUGCUGGGUUGACAUUUCAUCUGGACGAACAUUCGAAUUCAGAAUUUACCUGGAGGUGUAGCUAGAUUUUCUUUUUUAACAGAAAAAACUGAUGAUGUCAAGAGGGAGCAAGUUGAGAUGAAAACCAAUUGUCUUCCUCAAAAAUUAAGCUACUCUUUUUCUCUCAUUUUAUUUUUCUUCUUGUUUUAAAUUUAGAGUGUUUUUUUGUUCUUUUUUGUUGUUUUCUUUUUGUUGUUGUUGUUCAAUUGUUUGUUUUAAAGAAAUGUUUAGGUAAGGUUUAUCUUGAAUCUUAAUUGCCUUAAUUUUAAGGACGUCAAAGGCUCUCAAGGCAAGCUGUCAACGUCUUGUUAGAAAACCCGAGAAUGAAUUGAAACUGCUCACACCGGUGCUGGUGCAGAAGUUUAAUAGACUGAGUUUUUGGGGUGAACAAAAAUAAACUGUACAGUUUAAAAGAAAAUGAUUUUCUUCUUUUGAAGAAAAGUUGAUGAUAAAGGAACUGUGGCAACUGAAAGGAUUGGAAAAAUGCUGGGACUUUUAUGAACUUUGUCUUAAGUGUUGACAGAAAAAAAUUCUAGAAGGCUAAAGCAUUUUACAGUAAAGUUAUUGAAUUGAGAAAAAAACUUGCUGCAUUGUAGAGAAUGCAGGGUUUUUUUCUUGCAGAAUGCAGAUUUUUUUAUUUACAAAGCGUGAUCGCUAGCAAAAGCAUUAGUGCUUUUUAUCUGCAGUCUUUUUUAUGAGCUUUAAGAAGUUUUUAGUCUGCUUUGCUUGUCACAUUGCAAAAACCUAGCUUAAGAGCAUUAAAAAAACUUAAGUAGAUAGGAGCUUAUGGUCAAAAAAGUGCAAAAAAAGCAAUAGAUAGAAGAAAUUGUUGACAAUUUCUGUAGUCUUUCCUAGUUGUGAACAAAUGCAGCCUAUGGAUGGCCUAUUUUAUACCAAAGAUGAAGUGACACCCUAACGCAGUCCAGAAGAUAGAGGUUUUUUUCUUUUUUUAUCUUUAUUUGACCUACAUGGCCGGACCAGUUCUUACUUUCUUGUUUGUUUAAACUAUCUUCCACUGGUGUUUUACAUACUGCAUAUGUUUAUAGUGGAAAUUUCAGAAUAGUUGGUAUGAGAAGCUUAUUGAUGGUGUGCUUUGGAGAACAUCACAAAGCAGGGGAGCGGGUCACCAACUAAUCUGUCCAGGUGGGCUUAAUUUUGAUGAGUUUUUCUGUUGAAUUGCCUGAUCCUUGGUAUUUCUUCUGAAACAACAGUCUUCCUUCUCAAUUCCGACAUACCACAGACUCAUUUCUUCACCUCAGUCUUUGUCAUCGUCCAGCAUGCAUAGCCACCUUAAUUCUGCGUUUUUCGGUGAUGCAUUCGAAUUGCCAGUUAGAUGCAACAGAAAGCAAACUCGAUCUUUGUUCUCAUUUUAGCUCUCCCAUACAAGCAGAAAUGUUGAAAAUGACUUACGCUAGCAUUGUCAUGCAGGCAGGAAGUUAAAAAUUAUUCUUCUCUGCUAUGAUUUCCGUUGUCUUAAUAUGUUGGCUGACAAUCACUAAUUAGUAUGAUUAGGCAGAAAAGACACCAACUAAAUUGAAUCCACUGAAACCUGUUUCAGGAAUGACAGUUAUUUUCCACAGAGAAAUCUUGAUUAUGGCCCUUGAUUUUUCCAAGCAACCAAAAAAGGUGAAAAGCAAGUCAAAAGAUGAUUUUUUUUUUCCUUAAGGAGGCAGAAGAGAAGCAGCAUUUAAAUAUAUACAUACAUAAACAUAUUUCUAUAUGUAAAUUUAAACCAAACAUUUUUAAACUUUCCUCCAUUCAGAAGAGAGGGGAAGCUUCAUCACAUUUAUUGUGGUGCAAUAGAGACAGGGUAUCCAUUAAAAAUAAUUAAAUUCAAACAUUUAUAUUGGAUCAAUCUGAUUCAGCCACCCAAAUCUAAAAAGAGAUCUCUGUUUCCCUAACCUGACUUUUAGGGGGAAAAAGUACACAAUUAUUUUUUUAAAUUGAUAAAACAAGAUCAUAUAUUUUAAUGUAGUGUGGGGUGGGAGGGGGUUUCCCAAGUAAAUGGCUGCUAGAUAUGCAACAUAUAAAAGAGAGGAAUGGGAGUUCACGUGGUUCUUCACCAUAGGAAGAGGGCCUGAUUUUCAGAAGUGAUAAAACUUCUGCUUUCUCCAGAGUAGUUGUUGAUACUUGACACUUCUGAAAACCAGAUGAUGCCAAAGUAAAAGAACAACAAUAUUGACAUUAUUAAUUCAGGAAAAUAAAUAAAUAAAUAAAUCACAUCUCUUUCUGUUCCACAUACUGUCUCAUUACAUGUUGCUUUUUGAGAGUGGCACUUGAAUUUUGUCCUUGGAUAAAGGUUCCCUCUUUCUUUGGAGGGCAUAGGGGGGAAAAAUCAAUCUAGCCUUAUUUUCUUCCUUUCUACACGUACUCUCUUUCUGUCUCUCUCUGAAUUCUUUGUACAAAUAGUGAUAACCCCGGGCACAAUUCAGUUAAAUAUGAAAUAAACAUAUUUGUUUCUGUGUUAGUUCUAAUGUGACAUACAAAAAGUCUCAUUUACUAUCAACAAUGAGGCUACAAGGUAGCUACCAUGUGGCUGAUGAAUAUGCUGAGGUACCUUCUUGUUUCUAUUCAGAACUCUGCUGCUUUAUUUAUACAUUCAGAAACAUUUUUGUUAUUUUUUUCAGCAAACAAAUUUAAGCAAUCUCAGUGUUUUUUAUUAAGUCAGACAGGCAGCACGAUAUCACAAUGCCUGUCACUUUAAAGUGUUUCAAGUGCAUUCUGUGUUAGAACUGUUCCUUUUCUUUUUUUCCAUGCUGCAAUGUUUAAUAGUGUUUGAAAUCAAAAGAAACAAAGAAAUAGAGGAAGAAGAAGAGGAAAGAAAAUGGAUCCCCUAAAUACAAUUGAUCAUCUUACUGUUCCCAAAAAUCAGUGAAAUGGUACUUGGAAGUCUAUGUUCUAUAAGCAGUGUGAGCUUUGAGUAUAAAUAGACAUAGAUCGUAAGGUAAGAAAAAAAAAUGGAACAUAUGAAAUGCUCAGAAAGUGGUAAAUUGUUUGUAAAAAUUUUAAGAUGAGAUAAAAGAUAAUGAAAAGCAACACACUUGCUGCAUGGUUGUCAUCACAGCACAGGAAUACUUGGUGGCUUCUGAACUCUAAAACUGGUUUUCUUUAUGUUCUGGCUAAUGAGAUUUAUUGGAAGGUUUAUUAUAAUUAUCUUUUUUGACUUUUUUUUUCUGUUUUUUUUUUUGAAGAUCAGAAUUCAUAAAGUCAGUAUCUAUGUCUUGCCAAUUAGCUUUAAAUAUCACGAGGGUUCCUGAAAGAUUGCAGAAACAACUCUAGAAGUCUAAGGCAAUGGUGCCUGGCCCAGCGGUCUAGAAGCAACAUCAAAUCCAUAAGCUGAACUGCGUAUGUACUUUCCAUCACACCUGAAUUCUUGUAAAUAGUCAAAUCUGGAUGUUCAGGUUUGGUAUUUUUGUUUUUACUUUAAAAGAUAAAUACGGGAUGGGUGUCAGAAAAAUAUGAAUUAUGGCUAGAAAAUUCUGAAUACCUGGGCUCGUCACUUAACACUGAGAAAAAAUUGAUACAGUGGAACUGAAGAGAGUAUUAUAUUUGCAGGUGCUGACCAGAGUGUAGAUCAGGGCACUGAAAAGUCUCACUUUUUCCAGUGAGAUUGUUGAGGGACUCUUCUUCCUAUCUGGCUCUACUGCUGGUUUUGUAAGCACUUUUCACCUGUGACAGUCAGGCCUCAAAUUGUGAAUGUCCUCCUAUUGCCUUCCAGUGAAACAGACUCUUGAAAUGUCCUUAGCUUGUGCUUACUUGUAUAGUUCUGUUUACCAAGAGACUGCCUUGGUUGUGUUGGUCAAGAAAUCCACUGUAAUGCAGAAUGAGGCAUAUCUGAGAGCAAUUGCAUCACAUUGUAUUGUCUUCUGCUAUGGAUGCAUGCCCAACUGUAGAAGAUAAAGGCUGGUUAUUAGGGAAGUUGAGGGCUUAAACUUUCAAUGGGCAAUGGGCUGAAGCAUUCAAAUGGAUUUUUACACAAGUAAAAAUCAAAUGAAGGGUAUUAUUUAUGUAUGUAUGUGUACCAAAACUCAGCAAAUUUGAGGAAGCCUGCAUUGUAAUAAAGUUUAUUUUUAAUAUGUCAUA